AGAUGGAGUAAAGUGUCCGAAGGAGUGAGUGAGUGUACUUCUUUUUUAAAUCUUUAAAUAUACCGAGUAUUUUCCUCACGUCAUGUUCACUAGACAAAAUACUGAGCAAAGCGGUCCAGGCUUUGUGGGAAUCAAGUUCUGUCAAGAAUGCAACAACAUGCUUUACCCAAAGGAAGAUAAAGACAGCAAGAUUUUACUUUAUGCUUGUCGUAACUGUGAUUACCAGGAAAGAGCUGAUAAUUCUUGUAUUUACGUGAACAAGAUCAUGCAUGAAGUCAAUGAGUUAACCCAAAUUGUAGCUGAUGUAAUUGCUGAUCCAACUCUACCCAGAACACAUGAACAUCAGUGCCCAAGAUGUGGAUAUGGUGAGGCUGUUUUCUUUCAAUCUCAAUCAAGUAAAGCUGAUCAAAUGAAGCUGUACUAUGUGUGUACUCAAGUGGAUUGUGGCAAUCGCUGGACAGAGUAAGGAAACUAAUAUGAGUUAAUGGAAACUGCUAUCAUCUUGCAGCUUGGAACUCAUUUGGCUUAGUUUUAACCUUGAAGAUCUGAUGUGGUUUAUUCUCAAGAAAUCGUGAAUACGGGUAGCUUGGCAGUUUAAUUAUAGGUGGUCAUCUAAUGUAAAGUAGUUUAUGAGUUCAAAACACGAGAAUUGUCAUCACACCAAGAGAUAUUUAAAUAAAAACCA
This is a messenger RNA of Dendronephthya gigantea, 685 nucleotides long. Its product is annotated as DNA-directed RNA polymerase II subunit RPB9-like. Gene Ontology annotation, biological process: transcription initiation at RNA polymerase II promoter; transcription-coupled nucleotide-excision repair; DNA-templated transcription. Gene Ontology annotation, molecular function: nucleic acid binding; DNA-directed RNA polymerase activity; zinc ion binding. The transcript is spliced from 6 exons. Gene Ontology annotation, cellular component: RNA polymerase II, core complex. The record is from RefSeq and is a predicted model, not a curated record. Lineage: Eukaryota; Metazoa; Cnidaria; Anthozoa; Malacalcyonacea; Nephtheidae. Bases 83 to 466 code for a protein of 127 amino acids.